AUGCAUGCAAGCCAGCGUGCCAUGACGGGGAGACGUUCACCGGAGGCUCAAUUGGCCCAUAAGGAUGCCACCGUGGAAGUGGUGCCCACGGAGGUGGUCGAUGAGCCGGAUGGGGAGAGCUCGAACAUGUCUCUUUUGCUGGGCUUCGAUUACGAAGGGGUGAACGACAUUCAAGACAUGAAAAUCGAUCGUUGGGCAACAUUUCUGCGACGGUGA
Penicillium diatomitis is the source of this 216-nucleotide messenger RNA. RefSeq lists its product as uncharacterized. The transcript has a single exon. The coding region runs from base 1 to 216 and encodes 71 amino acids. NCBI's taxonomy places the organism in Eukaryota, Fungi, Ascomycota, Eurotiomycetes, Eurotiales, Aspergillaceae. The record is from RefSeq and is a predicted model, not a curated record.